GACCCAACCACCGAACCGCCCCCCCAACUCCCAGUCCCGCCUCCUCUUGUCUCUCCAUCACCCGCUCAACCACCACCCGACUCACAUCCCUCUUCUCUGUCGAAAUACUCCCCGACUUCACCUUCGCAAAUCCCUCAACCCCGAUACUAACACCACAGGCAGAGCAGCGAAACCGGAACCAUGAAGUUCCUAGUUGCCCUCGCACCGCUGCUCCUCAGCGCUUCCGUGUUGGCGAUCUGGAACGACAAGCAGUCGCUCCUCCUCGACGAGGCUGAUAAGAAGAUACCCGGUCUGUCGCCGCUUGAGCACUGCUCUGCGGAGUUUGCGGAUGAUAUCUUGACGCUGGAUCAUGUUAAUUUGAACCCGAAUCCUCCUUUGGCCGGGAAAACCCUAACCAUCGAAGCCAUCGGCACCUUCAAAGAAGACAUCAGCAAAGGCGCCUACGUCGUCCUGCAAGUCAAAUACGGCCUCAUCAAGCUCCUCAGCACGACAGCCGAUCUGUGCGAGCAGAUCAAGGAGGUGGAUAUGGAGUGUCCCAUCAAGGCCGGGGAGACCAAGAUUACCAAUGAGGUUGAUUUGCCGGCGCAGAUUCCACCAGGAAAAUACACGGUUACGGCUGAUGUCUUUACCGAGGAUGAUAGGAAGAUUACUUGUCUCUCCGCUACGGUGCAGUUCAAGGGUGCCUUUGGCGCUUUUGAAUUGGUAUAAACAUCCCCCGCCCCUCCCUCCCUCCCUUCCUCCCUCCCGUGGGAAAGGCGCAGGCGGGCAAUAGGCGACACGACGACGACGAUGAUGGAUGGACUUAUUUCACACGAUACAGAACAGACAGACAGGUAGAGAGACUCUGCGGAGUACGAUUCAAUCAACCCAGGCUUGAGGGGUUUUGGUGUUUGCGGCGCGAGUUGUUUGUUGGCAUAGGUAGCGUUUGGCAUGAGAUUUAUUACAGUGGCAUUUUAAGAUGAUGGACUACUUAUGUUUGGCUGUUGUUCUGUGGUAGAGUGUUGGGCUCUGUGUCGGUUUUGACUUGGAUUGAGCGAGAUACGGGGACCUUAUGGGAUUAAUGUGGUGAUUCUAUCUAUGGCAGGUAUGCAGGUACUGGCUCUGAUAACCAAGUUCAGGCCGAAAUACUAUGCACACACCUUUCUUCAGAUGCAGCUACACGCACACCCACUCGUAACCCCUCAGAGCACGCUUAAAUGGUCCAUUCCUUGCUUCAUAACAGUGCAAUAAACGCCCCUCCAUGCCCCGCCCAUCCACU
Messenger RNA from Pseudogymnoascus destructans, 1258 nucleotides. It is a transcript of the gene NPC2, whose product is annotated as sterol transporter. The transcript has 3 exons. The record is from RefSeq and is a predicted model, not a curated record. Lineage: Eukaryota; Fungi; Ascomycota; Leotiomycetes; Thelebolales; Thelebolaceae. Gene Ontology annotation, molecular function: sterol binding. Gene Ontology annotation, biological process: intracellular sterol transport. The coding region runs from base 181 to 708 and encodes 175 amino acids.